Molecule: messenger RNA, 4867 nt
Organism: Schizosaccharomyces cryophilus OY26
Lineage: Eukaryota; Fungi; Ascomycota; Schizosaccharomycetes; Schizosaccharomycetales; Schizosaccharomycetaceae
Exons: 2
Coding region: 1-4746 (1581 amino acids)
Biological process (GO): transmembrane transport
Cellular component (GO): membrane
Molecular function (GO): ABC-type transporter activity; ATP hydrolysis activity; ATP binding
Source: RefSeq, a predicted model, not a curated record
AUGUCUUCCUCCGCUCAUGCUCCUACUACUUCCUCUUCUGUCUCCUCCGAUAAUAAUGUUACCGGCGAUCCUUUUGCUUUAGGUGAGGAUUUUGAUCUAAGACGCUACCUUCGUGGCUAUAAAGAUGCACUCGCCCGAGAUGGCAUUCAUUCCCGUACAACUGGUGUCUGUAUGCGUGAUACCAGCAUCUAUGGUUUGGGCUCUGGUUAUGAGUAUCUCACUACCUUCAUUGACAUCUUUCUUAUUCCUUACCGCCACUUCAAAGAGCGACAGGUCGUCAAAAAGGCCAUCCUUUCUCAUAGCCAUGCCCUCGCCAAUGCUGGUGAGCUUGUUAUGGUUUUGGGUCAACCCGGAGCCGGUUGUUCUACUUACUUGAGAUCAAUAACUGGAGAAACAGAACACUAUAAUGGUGUAGAAGGCUCUCUUCAUUUCGAUGGUAUUGAUGCCGUCGAAAUGAAAAAAUAUUACCCAGGUGAUAUUCUUUACUCCGGUGAAAACGAUGUCCACUUUCCCUCUCUUACUACUAGCCAAACCAUUAACUUUGCUGCCCGUGUGCGUGCUCCCCGUAAUCGUCCUUGCAACCUCUCACGCAGCGAAUACAUGGCCCGAGUCCGCGAUCUCGUUGCUACAACUUUGGGUCUUACACACACUUACAAGACAAAGGUCGGUAACGAAUUCGUUCGUGGUGUCUCCGGAGGUGAACGCAAACGUGUUACCAUCGGUGAGGCCUUUGCUCUUCGACCAACCAUCGCCUGCUGGGAUAAUAGUACCCGUGGUUUGGAUUCUAGUACCGCUUAUGAAUUCACCAAUACUCUUCGUAUUUGUGCUGAGGAACUUCAGGUGACUUCCUUUGUUACCGCCUAUCAAGCUAGUCAAAAAAUUUAUGAGCUUUUUGAUCGAGUUUGUGUCCUUUAUUCUGGUCGUCAAAUUUACUAUGGCCCUGCCUCCAAGGCUAAGGACUACUUUCUUGAUAUGGGCUUCAUUUGCCAUCCCCGUGAAACCACUCCUGAAUUUUUGACCGCGAUCACCGAUCCCAAUGCUCGUACACCUAAAGAGGGUUGGGAAGACCGUGUUCCACGUACUGCUGAAGACUUUGAACGUAUAUGGCAUGAGCAUCCCUUGUAUUCCCAGCUUCUUCGUGAAAUGGAUGAAUAUGACAGAAAAUGGGAUGAAAGCUCUCCUUCGUCUACUACUCGCUCCUCAAGGGAAGUUAAUGACGAUAUGUCCGCUGCCACGAAACAUGAAUUGUAUCGUGAAAGUGCUCGUUCUGAAAAAUCAAAACAUUUAUCCAAGAAGUCUCCUUACACUAUCACUUUUUGGAUGCAACUACGCUACUGUUUAAUUCGUUCGUGGCAACGAUUCAUUAAUGAUCCUGCUUAUAUUGGAGCCAUGGCUUUUGCUUUUACGUUUCAGUCACUAAUCAUAGGUUCUAUCUUUUACAAUCUCAAGGAUAAUACAAAUGAUAUGUUCACCCGCGGUGGUGUACUUUUCUUUGCUGUAUUAUUUACGGCUCUUCAAAGUCUUUCCGAAAUUGCCAGUAUGUUUGCUCAACGUCCUAUUAUUGCUAAGCACCGUUCUUCCGCUCUUUACCAUCCAGCGGCCGAUGUCAUUAGUAGCCUUAUCGUUGACAUUCCUUUUCGUUUUAUCAAUGUUACUGUUUUCUCUAUUAUUCUUUAUUUUCUAACUGACUUACGUCGUACUGCCGACGGUUUUUGGACAUUUUACGUAUUUUUGUUUUGUUCUGCCCUUACAAUGACUACUUUCUUCAGAGCGUUGGCUGCGAUCAUGCCUAAUAUAGCUUCCGCUUCUGCUUUGGGUGGUAUGGGUGUCUUGGCUAUCUCCAUUUAUACGGGUUAUGCCAUCCCCAAUAUUAAUGUAGGGUGGUGGUUCCGUUGGAUUUCAUAUGUUGAUCCUGUACAGUUUGGUUUUGAGUCUCUAAUGAUUAACGAGUUCAAGGCUCGUACUUUUCAAUGUGUUGACAUGAUUCCUUCCGGAAGUGACUACGAUAAUGUUUCUACUCAAUAUAAAGUCUGUCCUGUCACCAGUGCUCAGCCUGGUCAAGCUUCUGUUGACGGUUCAAACUACCUUCUUGUCAACUUUAAUUACAAGACACGUCAAAUAUGGAGAAACCUUGCAAUUAUCAUUGGCUUUUACGCUUUCUUGAUUUUUGUAAAUGUUGUUGCCAGCGAGACUUUGAAUUUUAGUGAUGUUAAAGGUGAAUUCCUUAUUUUCCGUCGGGGUUAUGCACCUGAUACUGUGAAAGAGGCUGUUGAAGAAGGCGGAAAACCUUUGGAUUUAGAAACAGGCCAAGAUACUCAAGGCGGUGGUGUUGUUAAAGAAGCUCGAAAUCCUGAAGAAGUGGAAAAGGAAUAUGGUAGUAUUGAAAGUGGACGUGACAUUUUCAGCUGGAGAAAUCUUAGUUAUGAUAUUACUGUUAAAGGCGAAAAGCGACGAUUGUUGAGCGGAGUUAAUGGUUUUGUAAAGCCUGGAAAACUUACUGCCUUAAUGGGUGAGUCGGGUGCUGGUAAGACUACCCUUUUGAACGUGCUUGCUCAGCGUGUUGAUACUGGUGUUGUCACUGGUAAUAUGCUUGUUAACGGUAAUCCUCUUGACUCUACAUUCCAGCGUCGUACCGGAUACGUCCAGCAACAAGAUGUUCACGUUUCUGAAGCUGUUGAAGAAGGCGGAAAACCUUUGGAUUUAGAAACAGGCCAAGAUACUCAAGGCGGUGGUGUUGUUAAAGAAGCUCGAAAUCCUGAAGAAGUGGAAAAGGAAUAUGGUAGUAUUGAAAGUGGACGUGACAUUUUCAGCUGGAGAAAUCUUAGUUAUGAUAUUACUGUUAAAGGCGAAAAGCGACGAUUGUUGAGCGGAGUUAAUGGUUUUGUAAAGCCUGGAAAACUUACUGCCUUAAUGGGUGAGUCGGGUGCUGGUAAGACUACCCUUUUGAACGUGCUUGCUCAGCGUGUUGAUACUGGUGUUGUCACUGGUAAUAUGCUUGUUAACGGUAAUCCUCUUGACUCUACAUUCCAGCGUCGUACCGGAUACGUCCAGCAACAAGAUGUUCACGUUUCUGAAAGUACUGUUCGAGAAGCACUUCAAUUCAGUGCUGCACUUCGCCAGCCAGCCUCUGUUCCUCUUUCUGAAAAGUAUGAAUACGUUGAGAGUGUUCUUAAAUUAUUGGAAAUGGAAAGUUAUGCCGAAGCUAUCAUCGGGUCCCCUGGUUCUGGAUUGAAUGUUGAGCAACGUAAGCGUGCUACUAUUGGCGUUGAGUUGGCAGCCAAGCCAGCUCUUCUUUUGUUUUUGGAUGAACCCACGUCUGGUCUGGAUAGUCAAUCGGCAUGGUCGGUUGUGCAGUUUCUGCGUAAGCUGGCUGAUGCUGGUCAAGCAAUUCUUUGCACGAUUCAUCAGCCUAGUGCUGUGUUAUUUGAUCAAUUUGACAGGUUAUUGCUUCUUCAGAAAGGUGGUGAGACGGUGUACUUUGGUGAUAUCGGUGAUCAUUCCAAGACUUUGUUGGAUUAUUUUGCUAAUCAUGGAGCCACUCCUUGCCCUCCGGAUGCCAAUCCAGCUGAGUACAUUCUGGAUGUGAUUGGCGCCGGUGCUACUGCGAAGACUGACCGUGAUUGGCAUGAAGUUUGGAAUAACUCGGAAGAAAGGAAACAUACAACUGAAGAAUUGGAUAGGAUUGAAAGUUCUAAAGCGAAUUCGAAGAGGGAGGCUAAAAAAGAAGAUACUCAUACAUAUGCUAUGCCUUUAUGGUUCCAAAUUAAAUUUGUGUUGACUAGGAACUUUCAUUCUUAUUGGAGAGAACCUUCGCUAUUAAUGUCUAAGAUGCUCUUGAAUAUUUUCGCAGGGUUGUUCAUUGGUUUCACUUUCUAUAAUCAAGGUUUGGGUUAUCAAAACAUGCAAAACAAGCUUUUUGCAGUUUUCAUGGCAACCGUGCUUGCAGUUCCUCUUAUUAAUGGCUUACAACCAAGAUUCAUCGACCUUCGAAAUGUGUUUGAAGUGAGAGAAAAACCAUCCAAUAUUUACAGUUGGAUCUCUUUUGUUAUUUCCGCGAUUCUCGUUGAAAUUCCAUUCAAUUUUGUAUUCGGUACGAUUUUUUUCUUAUGUUGGUUUUAUCCUGUAAAGUUUUAUAAACAUUUGGAACAUCCGAGUGACAGAACAGGUUAUGCUUGGUUAAUGUACAUGAUAUUUCAAAUGUACUAUUCCACGUUCGGUCAAGCUGUUGCUAGUGCCUGUCCGAAUGCUCAAACUGCAUCUGUCGUGAACAGUUUGGCGUUCACUUUUAUUAUUACGUUUAAUGGUGUCAUGCAACCACUUUCUAAUUUGAUGAAAUUUUGGCAUUGGAUGCACGCUUUGACACCCUUUACCUACAUUAUUGAAGGUUUAUUGAGUGAUUUGCUGCACAAUGUUCCAGUGGAAUGCAAACCUCAAGAACUGAAUAUUUUGAAUCCUCCAUCGGGGCAGACUUGCCAAUCCUACCUGAACAGUUUCAUGCAAAGUGCUAAUGCCGGUAAUUUAUUGAACCCUAAUGAUACGAGCAAUUGUCAGUAUUGUAGGUACCGUACAGGUGACCAAUUUUUGGAGCAAUUCAGUAUGAAGUUUGACCAUCGCUGGCGUAAUUUUGGUAUAUUUAUUGGUUAUGUCUUUUUUAAUGUCUUUGCUGUGUUAUUAUUAUUCUACAUUUUCCGGGUUAUGCGUAUCAAGAGUACCUGGAUUUACAGAAAGAUUACAAGAAGCGCCUAAAAGAAGAAACGAAAGAUCUCUAGGUGUAUAUAGGUAUUUAAGGUAUUUAUUUAAUUUUUGAGUAUGCAGGGCAAGCUCCUUAUAAUAAUUUUAAUUUAUGCCCUAUAAUUAUAUUUUUUGC